UGACCGCUUGACUAACGGAAUAUAUACUUACUUCAAUACUGUCCGUAUUAUCUAAUAGUUUGGUUUAAGGGCUUGCUAUAUUACCGUAGUUUUCACGCUUUAUCACCGAGAAUGGACAAAGUGCGUACCAACAUGACUGAGUUCUGGAAGGAGCAUUCACAGCAUGCAACUGUAGAGGAGAUGAUGUUGGACUCAAACGCCCAGCAGCUUACCCAGCAUGAGCUUCCUGAGAUCCUGGAGCUACUGCCCAGCUUGGAUGGCAUUGAUGUACUGGAACUAGGAGCUGGUAUUGGACGAUACACAAGUCAUCUCGUUGGCAAGGCUCAUUAUGUGCUGGCCGUGGAUUUCAUGGAAAACUUUGUGGAAAAGAACAGAAAAGAUAACAGCCAUCUUGGCAAUGCUGAAUUUAUUCAAGCUGACAUCACACAAUUGGAGCUUCAGGAAAACAGUUUUGACCUGAUCUUUUCUAAUUGGCUGUUCAUGUAUCUGAGUGAAAAGGAACUGCAUGCACUGGGAAAAAAGAUGCUGUCCUGGCUUCGUCCCGGGGGCUACCUCUUCUUCAGGGAAUCCUGUUUUCAUCAAUCAGGAGACUGUAAGAGAGAUUUUAACCCCACCCACUACAGAACUCCUGCUAAUUAUAACCACCUGAUGACAUCAUUGAGAUGGGAGGAAUCAGGAGACAAGUUGUAUGGGUUUUAUAUAGUGCUGAGCAGAACAGUACAGAUUUAUGUCAAGAUGAAGAAGAACCAAAACCAGGUGUGUUGGUUAAUGCAAAAGGUUAGUCGGAACGAGGUCCAGCAGCAUCAAGGUGGCUUCAAUACCUUUCAGCAGUUUCUGGACAAUCAGCAAUACACACGGCAGGGCAUUCUGCGCUAUGAGAUGAUGUUUGGCGCUGGUUAUGUCAGCACCGGAGGGCCCAGCACUACCAGGGAGUUUGUUGACCUGCUAAAUCUGAGACCUGGACAAGAAGUUCUUGACGUGGGCUGUGGAAUAGGAGGAGGAGAUUUUUACAUGGCCAAGAACUUUGGGGUGGAGGUUUUGGGAAUGGACCUUUCAUCAAACAUGGUGGAGAUUGCUAUGGAGAGGGCAGUAGAGGAGAAACUGCCAUCUGUGCAGUUUGAAGUGUCAGAUGCCACUAAGAGGACGUUUUCAGAGAGCUCGUUUGAUGUGGUGUAUAGCAGAGACACCAUUCUGCACAUCAGUGACAAGCUAAGACUCUUCAGAAAAUUUAAUUCAUGGUUAAAGCCUGGUGGUAAGGUGCUAAUCACUGAUUACUGCUGUGGAGAGAAACCAUGGACUCCUGCCUUCCAGGAGUAUGUUAGCCAAAGGGGCUACAUCCUCUACACACCACAAAGAUAUGGCAUGUUCUUGGAAGAAGCAGGUUUUACUAAUGUAAAAGCAGAAGACAGAACAGCUCAGUUCAUUAAAGUGAUAAAAGAUGAGCUUAUAAGGGCUGAGAAGAUUAAAAAUGAAUUUAUACAGGAGUUUUCCCAAGAGGACUAUGAUGCUAUUGUAAAUGGCUGGACGGAAAAGCUGCAGCGCUGUAAAACUGGAGAUCAACGCUGGGGUCUGUUCUAUGCCACCAAAGACUGAGAGAAAAAGAAAGAAUGUGAAUGAAGGGGACCUAAAAAAGAACGAAAAAAAUAUUAUUUUUACAGUUACAUGCAAGAGUUUUUACCUCCAUGGUUGUGGGUGAAAGUAUACAAACCACAUUUCUAGAAAUUUUGGGACACUUUCUAAAAAUUCAAUAAAAACAAAAAACUGUAAAA
Messenger RNA from Trichomycterus rosablanca, 1769 nucleotides. RefSeq names its product phosphoethanolamine methyltransferase (gene pmt). The coding region runs from base 112 to 1593 and encodes 493 amino acids. The record is from RefSeq and is a predicted model, not a curated record. NCBI's taxonomy places the organism in Eukaryota, Metazoa, Chordata, Actinopteri, Siluriformes, Trichomycteridae. The transcript is spliced from 12 exons.